Molecule: messenger RNA, 2294 nt
Organism: Cajanus cajan (pigeon pea)
Lineage: Eukaryota; Viridiplantae; Streptophyta; Magnoliopsida; Fabales; Fabaceae
Gene: ALDH22A1
Product: aldehyde dehydrogenase 22A1
Molecular function (GO): oxidoreductase activity, acting on the aldehyde or oxo group of donors, NAD or NADP as acceptor
Source: RefSeq, a predicted model, not a curated record
AAGUGUUAAAAGAGGAGCACUCCCUGAGUCUCACUCCCACUCACUCCUCUUAAACUCUUCAAACAGCCGAAGUAAUCAUCACCCGGAAGCUUCUGCAGAUUCUUCCACCGUCUUCCACCACUGCUCCUGAGAAGAAGAAUCGAAACUCCGCGGAAACUUCUCGAAACCCUAGCGAGGUGGUUUUCUUCGAAGGGCGAAACUCUCUCUGAAUCCGCUAAUGGCGUUUUGGUGGCCCUUGCUCGUCCUAGCGCUCGCUUUCGCCAUCGGCAAGUUCCUUCUCAUUCUCAUUCCUCCCAAGGUUCCUUCCAUCGACGUCGACGCUUCCGACGUGUUGGACGAUGGGAGCCUGGCGCAGGAGAACAGCUACAUAUACGUGCCUCCGAGGGGAACGGCGCAGCAAUCGAGAAGGGAAGUUAAGUGCUAUGAACCUGCUACUAUGAAAUAUUUGGGAUAUGUUCCUGCAUUGACGCCGGAUGAGGUCAGGGAGCGUGUGGAAAAAGUUCGGAAGGCACAAAAAUUGUGGGCAAAGACAAGCUUCAAGCAAAGGCGUCAGUUUUUGCGUAUACUUUUAAAAUAUAUAAUUAAACAUCAAGCACUUAUAUGCGAAAUAUCUUCACGUGAUACUGGAAAGACAAUGGUAGAUGCCUCUUUAGGUGAAAUAAUGACAACAUGUGAGAAGAUAAAUUGGCUACUAUCAGAGGGUGAGAAGUGGCUAAAGCCUGAGUAUAGAUCCUCUGGAAGAGCAAUGCUUCAUAAAAGAGCCAGAGUAGAAUUUCACCCUCUGGGUGUUAUCGGUGCCAUUGUGUCAUGGAACUAUCCUUUCCACAAUAUUUUUAAUCCUAUGUUGGCAGUAGUUUUUUCUGGAAAUGGCAUUGUGAUUAAGAUUUCAGAAAAUGCAAGUUGGUCUGGGUGCUUUUACUUCCGUAUCAUCCAAUCAGCUCUUGCUGCCAUAGGAGCUCCAGAAGACCUUGUCGAGGUUAUAACAGGGUUUGCUGAAACAGGAGAAGCACUGGUAACUUCUGCUGACAAAGUCAUUUUUGUAGGAUCCCCUGGGGUGGGUAAGAUGAUAAUGAGAAAUGCUGCUGAGACGCUCAUACCAGUUACACUCGAGCUCGGUGGAAAAGAUGCAUUUGUUGUUUGUGAUGAUGUAGAUGUGGACCAUGUUGCUCAAAUUGCUGUGAGGGCUGUUCUUCAGUCAAGUGGGCAAAACUGUGCUGGGGCAGAGCGGUUUUAUGUGCACAGGAACAUUUAUGCAUCCUUUGUCAGUAAAAUUACCAAAAUUAUAAAAUCCGUUACAGCUGGCCCACCACUUGCUGGAAAGUAUGAUAUGGGAGCUUUAUGUAUGCAUGAGCAUUCUGAAAAACUUGAAGGCCUUAUAAAUGAUGCUUUAGACAAAGGAGCUGAAAUUAUUGCUCGUGGAAGUUUUGGACAUAUAGGUGAAGGUGCAGUUGAUCAAUAUUUCCCUCCUACAGUGAUUGUGAAUGUGAAUCACUCAAUGAGAUUGAUGCAAGAAGAGGCAUUUGGACCAAUCAUGCCAAUAAUGAAAUUUAGCUCUGAUGAAGAAGCUGUCAGGCUUGCAAAUGAUUCAAAAUAUGGACUUGGCUGUGCUGUUUUCUCAGGCAAUCAGAGCCGGGCUAGAGAGAUAGCUUCCCAGAUACAUUGUGGGGUUGCUGCAGUUAAUGAUUUUGCAGCAACAUACAUGUGUCAGUCCCUGCCAUUUGGGGGUGUGAAACACAGUGGAUUUGGAAGAUUCGGUGGUGUUGAAGGUUUGCGAGCAUGCUGCCUUGUAAAAUCUGUUGUUGAAGACAGAUGGUGGCCGUUCAUCAAAACCAAGAUACCGAAGCCUAUUCAGUAUCCUGUAGCAGAAAAUGGAUUUGAGUUUCAGGAGUCUCUUGUUGAAGCACUAUACGGGCUCAGCGUAUGGGACCGUUUGCAAGCAUUGGUUAACGUGUUGAAAAUGCUUACGGAGCAGAACUCUACAAGUGACAGCAGAAAGAAAAAAACAUGACUUGUCGUGUCAGGACGGGUAACAUUCCAAAUGGUUCAUAUUCAUAUCAUCAUGUUCAAAUAAUUGAGGACUUUCGGUUUUGUCGUUUAUUUCCAACUGUAAUUUUCUGUAGCCAUUAUUAAUUCCUGCUAUUUUUCUUGUGCUUAUUCGAUGACAUAAUCCUGGGCUACUUGUCUGAUGAAAAUUCAUCUGUGUUGCGAGUUUUCAAAAAUCUGGGUACGGUUACGGUAAUGUAAUUUAAAAGAAUUAUAUUUUUAAUAAUAUAAGCCUAAAGUAAAUUGUAUAA